Rosa chinensis is the source of this 810-nucleotide messenger RNA. RefSeq lists its product as uncharacterized. The record is from RefSeq and is a predicted model, not a curated record. NCBI's taxonomy places the organism in Eukaryota, Viridiplantae, Streptophyta, Magnoliopsida, Rosales, Rosaceae. The transcript has a single exon. Bases 1 to 810 code for a protein of 269 amino acids.
AUGAAUAAUGAUGUGGGAGCAAGUGGGUCCAAGCCAAGUUUUGAGGACGUGCAAGAAGAAGUGCCACUUCCUUUUCCACAAGCGGUGUAUCAAGAGAAGGCUUUGAGUAGGAAAGAGAAGAAAUCCAUGGAGUGUUUUGAUGUAUUCAAGAAGGUGGAGGUCAAUAUUCCUCUUCUUGAUGCAAUCAAGACCAUUCCUACAUAUGCCAAAUUUCUCAAGGACUUGUUCACUCACAAGCGGUAUAAGAAUAAAUUGAAGAAAGAUGAUAAAAUGUGCUUGAAUGAGAGAAUUAGUGCUGUAUUUCAAAGGAAGUUACCUCCCAAGUUCAAGGAUCCGGGAUCUUUUACUAUUCCUUGCAAGAUUGGUGAGAGGCCAUUUGAGAAAGCUCUUAUGGAUUUGGGGGCUAGUAUUAAUUUGAUGCCUUAUGGAGUGUACAAGGAGCUUGGGUUAAGCGACAUCAAGCCUAUCCAAAUUUCUCUCCAACUAGCCGAUAGAAGUGUGGUGUACCCGAGAGGAGUCGUGGAGGAUGUCUUAGUGCAAGUCGAUGAAUUGGUCAUACCGGCCGAUUUCGUUAUUCUUGACAUGGAGGAAGUUUACCAAGAUGAGCUCCCUAUCAUCUUUGGUAGAGCUUUUAUGGCCACGGGGGGGACAAAAAUUGAUGUGAAGUUGGGCUUGCUUACCAUGAUGGUCUAUGAUACAACAAUCGGCUUUAAGAUAUUCGAUGAAUUGAGGAAGUCCAUGAGACUCCAAAAAGUCUAUUCUAUUGAAGUCGAGGACAAGAUUGAUGACUUGGUGGCACACUUUUCAUGA